AUGUCACACAACAUUCUCGUCACCGGCGCCUCCGGGUAUUUAGGGGGAACCUUGCUCGCCCGCUGGAGCCGUGCCAAGCUUCCUGCUUAUCAUAAGCUGUACGCCCUGGUCCGCACCAAUGAGCAAGGCGAAGCUGUCAAGCAAUACGGUGCCGAGCCGAUAACUUUUGACGUGAAAGAUGAGACUAGCAUCAUGGAUGCGAUCAUUGACAAAAAGAUCACCAUCGUCCUUUUUCUAAUUGACGCAAUGACCUCUGAGUCCCAAGUGUCAAUGAUCAAGGCUUUGGGCGAAAUGAGGAAGCAAACUGGCCAAAAAGUCCACUUUCUUCAUACUUCAGGUGCAAAGAUAUUUAGCAAUCAUGCUGGUCAUCCUACAGAUCGACCGCUUCCGGAUAAUGAUCCAAGCCUAUAUCAUUUGCAAAAGACGUCACAGGCACACUACGUACCGGUGACUAAGGCUCUUGAGGCAAACAAUACUGUGAUCGAAGUAGCCGAACAGUACGGUGUGAAAAGCUAUAUCUUUGUACCAUGUGUUGUCUAUGGAAAGGGAGAAGGAUUCGGAAAUCCCAUAUCGAUUCAGACCGUUGCCAUUGUGAAUGCCGCCAAAAAGCUUGGACGGGUAUACAGACCUGAUGCGGAUGACCAUACAUGGCCCGUGUGCCACGUCGUGGACAAUGCGGCGCUUUAUCUUGAGAUCAUACGAAAUAUACUGUCUGAGAAUUCUAUCGCAAGCGGAAAGAGUGGAUACUAUCUUGCUGCUAGCGGAAGUGUGGCCUGGAAUGACAUUUACUGCGCGAUGGCAAAGGAGUUGGCUAAACGACAGGUUGUCGAUAAAGAGGAGGUAGAUUUAGUCAAUGACCAAGCUCUAGAGCAGAUGGGAGUGGCAUUGGGUUGUCCAAAAGACAUGGUUCCCUUGUUUUUGGGUGGAAAAUGUACCCUCGAGGCCAAGAAUGGACUCAAAAUUGGCUGGAAACCUCAAUACCCGGCUGAUCACAUUCUCGAGGUGGCUGACAAGGAAGUUGAUUUAAUCCUGGACUUCCACCAAAAGGGAUCACUAUAA
Messenger RNA from Penicillium macrosclerotiorum, 1059 nucleotides. RefSeq names its product NAD-dependent epimerase/dehydratase family protein. NCBI's taxonomy places the organism in Eukaryota, Fungi, Ascomycota, Eurotiomycetes, Eurotiales, Aspergillaceae. The transcript is spliced from 3 exons. The record is from RefSeq and is a predicted model, not a curated record. Bases 1 to 1059 code for a protein of 352 amino acids.